UCUCUAUCUUUCUCUCUCUAAACAGUUCUAGAGAGAGGAGGAGGUUGAUCAUGAUCUACAAACUUUGUUAACAAAGGUCAUGAUCAUUUCAUCUCUUUCUCUGUCAAUCAACAACAUUCCCCACGUCAACAUUUUCGGCCUCUCUUCCUUUCUUCAAUUAUCGAAACAAUGGCAUUGUCGGAAAGAUCGUUACAGAAAUUUGUUAUCGAAGAAAUGGGUGGAUUCACGCAUUUCCUGUUAUGGGCCAUUCUCGAAUGGAUAUUGAUCGCGUCUCUUUACAUCGAUGGGUUUAUUGCGUUCAUGACAAGUAUGUUUGCGAAUAUCUUCGAGCUGGAACCACCGUGCGUGCUUUGCACGCGGGUUGACCAUGCACUCGUGCGUAAUGACCCAAAGACAUACUAUAACGAAUCCAUAUGCGAAUGUCACCAAAAAGACAUAUCUUCUUUAGCUUUUUGUCAUGUUCAUAGAAAACUCUCUGAUAUUCAAAACAUGUGUGAGGGUUGUCUUCUCUCGUUCGCAACCGAAAAAGAGAAGUCCUUCGUUGGGAGUCAGCAAAAGGACGAUGACGGGUUUAAUGAUGAUGGCGAAAGCAGUCUUGAUGUGAAAAGGUGUUCGUGCUGUGGCGAGCCUUUGAAUACAAGAGCUUCGACAAAAGAUUAUUCUAGAAGCUUUUCGAACGUUCGUGCUUCUAUAAUAGCAACAAGUUCUCCAAGGGUGAUUUCUUCUCCAAAGGCGAUAACGUGUUUCACACCAACAUGGAAAACUGACGAGUCGCGAUAUACAGAGCUGAAAUUUGUGUCUGAUAGCGAACUAGAUAUGCUACCAGAUUCCGAAGAAAACGAAGAGUCUUCCAGAACUCCAGAUUUACUGAAAAGCAACAAUUUCUUCGGGAUCGCACUCACGGAUUCAAUGGCCGUUAGUCCGAGGUUUACUGGCAGAGCUCCCAAAAAAGCAUCAUUAGAAAAAUCCAAGUUGUCAGAAACAAACGAUGAAACGUCAGGAGACGGUGAUUCAACUCUCAAACAGUUGAAAAAACAAGCGCGUUUGGACCGAAAGGCACUUCAGUCAUUGUCGAUGGAGCUAGAAGAAGAAAGGAGUGCAUCUGCGGUUGCAGCUAACAACGCAAUGGCAAUGAUCACACGGUUACAAGCGGAGAAAGCAUCUGUUCAAAUGGAAGCGUUACAGUACCAAAGAAUGAUGGAAGAACAAGCUCAAUACGAUCAAGAAGCGAUUCAAAUACUUCAAGAUAUGUUAGCUAAGAGAGACGAACAAGUUAGAGUUAUGGAAUCAGAACUCGAGAGCUACAGAGAGAAAUAUGGAGACGUUAGGAAAGUAGGUAUGGAUGAAUGUGAAGCUGAUGAAUAUUACCAUGAGUGGAGAUCUCAAACUUCGUCAUUUUUUGGCGAGAAAUCUCCAGAGCCCGUGACCCCGUUUGAACACGAUUAUGAAGAGCCCGUGAGCCUGUUUGGAAACGAGCCCCCAAGCUCAUCACCAAUGGAUUUCAAGGAGUCAAGGGCUCAUGAGGAAGAUGAUGAAAGCCACUCCGGAAGAUCAGUAGAAAACGAAGGGGAUACAUAUGAGGAGCCAUUGUUAGAUUUCGAAAAUGAAAAACAUCAGCUUUAUAGUAUGUUGAGGGAUCUUGAAAACCACAUGGAGUCAUCUUCAUUGGAAGAUGAAGACGAAAAUACAGCGCAAGAAAGUAGGGUAGCCCUAAAAAGAGAGGUAUCGCAAAUUAAGGAAAGAUUAAGAGUCUUAGAAGCAGAUAGUGGAUUCUUAAAGCAUACUGCAAUGACACUUCAAAAGGGCGAAAAAGGAGCGGAACUCUUAACAGAGAUAGCCCAACAUCUAAGGAAGUUGUGUCACUCAGAAGACAUAAGCACAAAAACUACCUAAAUUUCUCCAAAACUUAA
Helianthus annuus (common sunflower) is the source of this 1910-nucleotide messenger RNA. Its product is annotated as probable myosin-binding protein 6. The transcript has 2 exons. Gene Ontology annotation, molecular function: myosin binding. Lineage: Eukaryota; Viridiplantae; Streptophyta; Magnoliopsida; Asterales; Asteraceae. The coding region runs from base 169 to 1893 and encodes 574 amino acids. The record is from RefSeq and is a predicted model, not a curated record.